Dunckerocampus dactyliophorus (ringed pipefish) is the source of this 1651-nucleotide messenger RNA. It is a transcript of the gene ints15, whose product is annotated as integrator complex subunit 15. Lineage: Eukaryota; Metazoa; Chordata; Actinopteri; Syngnathiformes; Syngnathidae. The coding region runs from base 109 to 1473 and encodes 454 amino acids. The transcript has 8 exons. The record is from RefSeq and is a predicted model, not a curated record.
GGUUUCCGUAGUAACAGGAAGUUGUUCUGGCAACAUUCAGAGGCCAUUAAGUAGUCUCGUUAUCCUUCUGUUAGUAAACAAAUAUUGCGAAUUCUGCCACAGGUCGCGAUGGGUGACAUACGUCAGUCCCUGCUGCCUCGUGAUGUGCUGAGUGCCGCCAAGGAGCUGCUCUACCACCUGGACAUCUACAUCAGCAACCUGGUUCAGUCAGGGAGGCAACCUCCUCAGGUGGACACUAAAACCUUAGAACUAGUGGAGGAAUUUAUUCUGCAUGCACCCAAGGACAGAAACGCCCUGACCAGGAGAAUGAGCGCGCUGCAGGAACUCCAGCUUCUGGAGAUCAUGUGCAGCUGUUUCCAGGAACAAAGCCGUGAUACUGUUCGUCAGCUCAUGUUCUCCGCCCUCUUCAGCCUCCAAGGCAACCAGGCAGAUGACAGCCGCAUGGGACUGCUAGGAAAGCUGGUCUCUAUGGCGAUUGCCGUCAGCCGGGUUCCCAUCUUGGAAUGUGCCGCCACCUGGCUCCAGAGGACCCACUGCGUGUAUUGUGUGCGUCUGGCGCAAGUCCUGGUCGAUGACUACUGCAGCAUGAUGCCAGGUUCUGUGCCCACCUUGCAGAAUAUCCACAGCGCCAGUCCCCGCUUUUGUUGCCAGUUCAUCACUGCUGUUACCACGCUGUAUGACCUCACCUCAGAGGAGCUCACGCCUCCUCUAGAACUCCUCCAGAUGAUCGUGUCAUGGAUCCAAGAGGACCCUCGCAUCGUCCUAGUCACCUUCCUGAACACGCCCCUGACCGGCAGCCAGCCGAGCAGCUCGCUCGAUGUCACACCUCUCGGCGGGCUGGUGCGCUGGUGUGUCAAAGCCCCGCUGGCGUACAAGAGGGACAAGAAGCAGAUGUUGGCACACAGCAACUCAGGCAGCGAACAGGAAGUGGCGGGUCUUUUCUCCGCACUCCAUUUGAGCGUCCUACAGGUCUUCAUGCUCCUGCCAAACAUACUAAACGAGAAAGGCAUUUUCGGUCGUCUGGCCCUCCUUCAGAUGGAGUCCUUGGCCUCGCUAACUUCCGACCUUUCCCGGCUGCUGGACCAGGCCGACAAACACACCCACACACCGGCCGCCGACGUACAUGUGCUACCGCAGCUGGCUCUCGACCGGCUGGCUCAGGCCCUGCAGGUCGCCAUGGCCAAUGGAGCAUUGCUCUGCUCGAGAGAGGACCUGAGAGCCAUCUGUUCACGCCUCCCACACAACAACUUGCUCCAGCUGGUGUUGUCAGGACCGGUGAUGUACUACAACAACAUCCACACCCCGCCUCUGGCCUUCAGCCCGCACGCGUCCCAUUCCCCCAUCGCCUCGCACCCCAUACACCCGGCACACGCGCCCCACACGCCGCUGGCCUCGCACCCCUCCUCCCAUCCACAAUACCCCGCUCAGCCCUUCAUGACAGGGAUGCCGUUCCCCUUCCGGCCCAGCCACUGAAGAAAAGCGUCCUGUGAGUUGAACUUGUUCUCGUGUGUGUGAGUGAGGGCGUAUAAAACGUGUACGCGCGUGUGAAUGUUUGUCAAAUGUGUCAUGUAUUAUAAUGCUAAUUAGCACACUGACUUCUGAUUGAGUCUGCGUGGCUAACAUGUUUCUCCAAUAAAUAUUUUUCUAUGUA